UUCCGGGUUAGCCGGAUGUGCUUCACUUGAAUCAGACCGCUUUUAUUUUUCUCUGAGCGGCUGGCUGCUGAAUGAUCCAUAGAUAAACUCGUUUAACGGACUCAUUGUUUUGUUUCUCGUUCAACACAUAUUUGGCUUUGUUACAUUCACAUCGAAGCGGGGUGAAACAUGUCCAGGAGGCGGCACAGCGAUGAGAACGACGGAGGUCAAGCCCAUAAGAGGAGGAGAACAUCGGAGCCGAUUGAGAUCGAAGACCGUCUGGAGUCACUGAUAUGUCGUGUUGGGGAAAAGAGCACAUCAUCCCUCGAGAGCAACCUGGAGGGCCUCGCUGGCGUCUUAGAGGCAGACCUCCCAAACUACAAAAGCAAAAUUCUGCGCAUUUUAUGUGCUGUUGCCCGCCUCCUGCCCGAGAAGCUGACCGUGUAUACGACCUUAGUCGGCCUCCUUAACGCCAGGAACUACAACUUUGGGGGCGAGUUCGUUGAGGCCAUGAUCAGGCAGUUGAAGGAGACGUUAAAAAACAACUUGUACAGUGAAGCUGUUUACUUGGUGCGUUUUCUGUCUGAUUUGGUCAACUGCCACGUGAUUGCUGCUCCCUCUAUGGUGGCCAUGUUUGAAAACUUUGUCAGUGUUACUCAGGAGGAAGAUGUGCCACAGGUUCGGUCGGACUGGUUUGUGUACGUCGUUCUGUCCUGUCUGCCCUGGGUCGGGAAGGAGCUCUAUGAGAAGAAGGACGUGGAAAUGGACCGGCUCCUCAGCCAGAUCGAAGGCUACCUCAAGAGGAGAGUAAAGACCCAUGUCCCCAUGCUGCAGGUGUGGACUGCAGAUAAACCCCAUCCACAAGAGGAGAAACUGCAGCCCGGAUCGUUGCCCCAAGUCUUGGCCCAAGCCACAGAGAUGCUUUACAUGAGACUGGACACCAUGAACACCACCUGCAUAGACCGACUAAUCAACUGGUUUUCUCAUCAUUUGAGCAACUUCCAGUUCCGAUGGAGCUGGGAUGACUGGUCUGACUGCUUGACCGUGGAUCUAGAGAAACCCAAGCCCAAGUUUGUCAAAGAGGUUCUGGAGAAGUGCAUGAGACUUUCAUACCACCAGAGGAUAGUGGACAUCGUGCCUCCAACCUUUUCGGCCCUCAUUCCUGCUGACCCCAUCUUUACAUAUAAAUAUCCAGACGACACCGCCUCCUCGUUACCGGGUUACCCCAUGUCCAUCACCGUCAGUAACGCCAUCAAGAACAGAGCAUCUAACGAAGAGAUCCUCACCGUCCUCAAAGAGGUCCCCAACCCCAACCAGGAAGAUGAUGAUGACGAGGGCGAGAGCUUCAAUCCUCUGAAGAUCGACGUGUUCCUGCAGACUCUGCUCAACCUAGCAGCCAAAUCCUUCAGCCACUCGUUCAGUGCACUCGGCAAGUUUCACGAGAUCCUGAAGACUCUGGCCAACAGUGACGAGGGAAAGCUGCACCUCCUCAAAGUGUUGUAUGAAGUGUGGAGGAACCACCCGCAGAUGAUCGCCGUGUUGGUGGACAAAUUGAUUCGGACGCAGGUUGUGGACUGUGCUGCAGUCGCCAACUGGCUCUUCUCUCAGGACAUGGCUCACGAGUUCACCAGACUUUUCAUCUGGGAGAUCCUGCACUCGACCAUCCGAAAGAUGAACAAACACGUGCAGAAGAUCCAGAAGGAGCUGGAGGAGGCCAAAGACAAACUGGAGAAACAGCAGCACAAGAGGCGCGACAGCGGGGACGACGAGGAAAUGGACAAGAACAGUGAAGAUGAGGAGGGUCAGCUGGAGGAGCAGAUCGAGAGGCUCCAGGAGAAGGUGGAGUCUGCUCAGAGCGAGCAGAAAAACCUCUUCCUUGUCAUCUUCCAGAUCCCCACAUCACUGCAGCUGCUAGAAGGUUCAUACAGCUCCAAAGUCAAAACUGGCCCACCCAAGGGUUCAAUGUGA
This is a messenger RNA of Neolamprologus brichardi, 1947 nucleotides long. The record is from RefSeq and is a predicted model, not a curated record. Lineage: Eukaryota; Metazoa; Chordata; Actinopteri; Cichliformes; Cichlidae.